Penaeus vannamei (Pacific white shrimp) is the source of this 3544-nucleotide messenger RNA. The record is from RefSeq and is a predicted model, not a curated record. NCBI's taxonomy places the organism in Eukaryota, Metazoa, Arthropoda, Malacostraca, Decapoda, Penaeidae.
ACGGCAAGAACGCCCUCUCCACCUCGCCCUCGUCCCCCUCCUCCUCCUCCUCCUCCUCCUACUCGACGUCGCGCUACUCCCCCUCGACCUCCUCCUCCUCCUCCUCCUCCUCCUCCUCCUCCUUCCCCUACUCCUCGACCUCGUCCUCGUCCUACAGGUGGGCCGAGGAGAGAACGCUGCCCCGAGAGUGUGGCGUGAGUAACGUGCCGAGCCCAGGGUGGAACCUGAGGAUCAUCGGAGGGCGAGAGGCACAGCGGGGCAAGUGGCCGUGGCAGGUCGUGAUCCUCAACCGGUAUCAGGAGGCCUUUUGCGGGGGUACUCUGGUGGGGUCGCGGUGGGUCCUGACGGCGGCUCAUUGCGUCAGGAGGAAGCUCUUCGUCCGGCUCGGAGAACACGACCUGGCUCUCAGAGAAGGCGCCGAGGUCGAGUAUAAGGUAUCCCGAACGGUCAUACACCCCAAGUACGACUCGACGACCGUGGACAACGACGUGGCCCUCCUGCAGCUGCCCGAACCCGUGUCCAUGAACUCCCGCAUAGCCCCAGCCUGUCUUCCUGAACAAGGGACAAACCUACCUGUGGGAGACACGUGCACGAUCAUCGGAUGGGGGAAGGAGAGGAACACACACUUCUUCGGGACAGAUGUUCUCCACGAAGCUGAGGUUCCCAUCAUAGCCAGCAAAGCAUGUGAGACAGUGUACGAAGACUACUACAUCACCUCCAACAUGUUCUGCGCAGGAUACCUGGAGGGCAGAGUGGAUUCCUGCGCGGGAGAUUCAGGAGGUCCCCUGCUGUGCCAAAGACAUGGCCGUUGGUACAUAUAUGGAAUAACUUCCUUCGGCGAGGGGUGUGGAAAGAAAGGCAAAUUUGGCAUUUACGCAAGAGUUUCGAACUACCGCCAUUGGAUACAGUCUGUUGUCGCAAGUCCCGACUUCUGAAUUGUACAUUAGACGUCAGGGUUGUUAAGUAAUUCGUAAUUCCGCUGAAAAUCUCAUACUGUUAUCUUCAGUGUAUUGCGUAUGUGCUUGUAUAUAGUGGACCAAGGCGGAAGGGUAUGCACUUUACUGUAUAUAUAUUUGCAUGGUACGUCCGUCUUUAAUGCCACGCGGAAGAAAAACGUCGAUUCACGUCGAACUCAUUUCUUGCAAAUAGGACAUUCGAAAGAUAUAUAUGCCAAUUGCAAAUACGCCCGUAAUACGUAUAUCUGUGCAUACGGAAACAUUUUAGUGAUAUUGGUCCCACUGUGCGGUCACAUGGAUGUAAAACUGUACUUGAAGACUGAGUGAAAAAAAAAAUAUUUUCUUAAUGUAUAUAAUGUAUGAAGCAUUAAUACGCGGUCACAAGAUAGACCAUAGGUCAUUUAUGCUUGAUUAAAGAUAUAUAUAUAUAUAUAUUAUCAUUCCACAAACAGACCUGUUAUGUUGUUGUCAAUUACAUGUAUAUAAUGCAGUACAUAGCGUUUAUGAGAACUGGUUUGUGCUUGUUGAGUUUGGUGUUUACGUUCAAGAUUAUAUUCGGAAUGUGGAGAGGGCCAGUGGUUAGUGUCUAGCCUUAAACUCCUUCAGUAGUCAAUAUUUUGCCUAGGGAGAGUUUAGGCAACGGCACUGGUUUGGAUUGCCUGUCAUUCUCAGGGAGUAAAUGCCACUUCAUGCUUUCACUUCUUGUCUCAUCUUUUGAGCUGUUAUCUUCUUUAUUGUGCCAUAAAUCGUGCUUCUGCGUUUGAGCAAAGAAUAGUCAGCAUCAUUUUUAAUGUCAAUUGUUCAGAAUCCGGAACAGAAAAAUGUGUGUCCAUUACUGUUUUUUUAUUGUGAACAAAAAACACUGUUCUGGUUUGCUUUGCAUAUUAACUAAAAGGCAGAUAAUGUUACCAUAUGUUUUCUUAAUCUGGUUUAGAUCAUUGCUUGCUGCCAUUGUAAACUCGUUAUCCUAUAUAUAACAUACUGUAUAUAUAGCUUUAUGGUGCCCUUAAAACAGUUAUAUUUUUGCAGUAUAUUGUGUAUAAUGUAUUUAUGUUUGUUAAUGGAGGUUCCUAAUGUAGUCCCAACUCAAUAGCAUUCUUGUCCCUUGUACAUUGUAAUAAAUGACACAUUUUACUACAAUCUAAUUUGAAUAAGAAACAAAAGUUUAUACUUAAACACACCACUUGUUUCACCAACUUUUGUGUUGCUUCAUUAAUUGUGUGUGAAAAUAACUACCGUUACUCUACUUCAGGUACUUUUAUGGACAUGUUCAGUACUCUAAGACUUAAAAAGUAAUUGACUUUCAUACCUUUUAUCAACUUCAUCAAUUAACAUUAAAGGUUAUAUAUGGUAUAUAUGACCUGUUUAACACAACUUCAGUGAUUUGGUUUUUAAAGGUGCUUAGAACGGAUGAGACUUCUAAUGCAACCACUGUUAUACUUCCACCUAACACGAUCUUCUGCAAUGUCUCUGACGACAAAAAAGUUCUUAUUACAUGUAGAGUCCUUUUUCUUUGGAAGUUAUGCAGACUUAAAUGUUCAUGAAUAAUUCUACAUUCUACAAGUUCCUUUGUUAUCAUUACUCCAUGUCUGCAUAUGGUAACAAUGGCAUAUUGAUUGUCUAAAUGGAAUAAUCCUGAAUCCAUAAAAGGCUAACAAAUAUCCGAAGGUAAUUGAAGAUAUAAAAAGUAAAAUUAUUAAUUCUAUCCCCAUAUGUAAUUUGUACCCACACAUGCCAUGCUGUGAGAUGAAAUGAAGCUUGAUUCCAAAGUGAUAUAAAAGUUAUAUUCUUGGAGUAAUAAGUAAUAUUAAAGAUGCUGUCAGUGAUUUAAGAUGCUGGUAGUUAGGCUUAUGGAAUGAAGGAAAAUAUGUACUUAUCAUAAUUCAUCUUUUCGGUGUAACUCUAUAUAUAAUAAAAAAGUAAGUAAAAAAAGAAAAGAACUGAAAACUUUCAGCCAAAAUGCACUUUUGUUUACGUCUAAAUAUGCAAAGGCAAUUUAAUAUAGUUUCAAAGAUCUAUUCAUGAAGGACAAGUGGUUAUUAAAAAAAAAAAAAAAAAAAAGAUGAAAAAAAGAAGCAUCCAAAUAAGGGAGUUUCUGUAUUACACGAAGAAGGGCAUCCCCGACUUGUGCCAGUUAUGAGGGGCAAAUGGUCUUAAAUAUCAAUAUUGUAACUGAUUUUUGUACAAACAGAUGGACAUGUAUGCAUUCUUUUUCAAGGUAAUUGGCAUGCAUAGGUGUUCAUUGAAUUAUUGAUUGUAUUAGAGGUUAACUGACUGCCAGGUUUAACUUUUAAGUGAUUGUAAUUAGCUUGUGUUAUAUGGAUUAUCGUAACUUGUGACUUUAAUGUAUGAUUGAUUUACUUACUGUGAUUGAGAAAUUUGCAGAAAUAUGUAACAUAUCUUGUUCCCAAUCUCAGAAUAUUAAAAGCUGAGUGUUGUUGGUGGCUAGGUAUAGAAUGUAAAAUAAUGAUAUACUGAGUUUUCUAUUUCCAAAUAUUUACUUUGCUUAUUAGAAUAUAUCCCAAGAAUGAAUUAUAUUUAUUUGGUAUCAGUGUUUGUACUUUUUCAUAAUAAAGUAAUGGUAACAU